CUGUAUGUGGGCCCUGUGUGGAGCACCUUAUAUUGACUUUAAUUUUAAGUCUCCUGACAGCCUGCAAGGUUGGGACUGUUGACAUUCCCUCUGGUCAGAUGAGGAAGCUACAGAGACAAGUCAUUUGGUCAGGAUCACACAGAGCAUGCAAGCUACAGAGGCCUGUUUUACUUGAUGGUUUGUUCAUUUAAUCAAUCUAUCUAUCGAGUACCUACCCUCCCUGGAAGCGCUGUUCUUAGAGCUGGUGAUACUAUGGUGAAGAGGACAAGGUUUCACCCCAGCCGGGAGCUUAGAUUGUAGGAGGGAAGUCACACAAUGCACAGAUCGGAUAAAAUAUAAUUUCCUGUCAAGGAGCCGGUGAGUCUCUAAGGAGAAGAACAACAAGGAUAAGGGGCUGGAGCGCUGGGUGGGAUUAGUGGGGUUGCUUUGGAUUGAGUGAUGGUCAGGGAAGGCCCUUCUGAGGAAGUGGUUUUGAACUGAGGAAGUGAGCUGUGCAACGAUCAGGCAGAGGGAACAGCAAGUAGCAUGGAGGUUUGUGGGAUGGCUUGUCGGCCGAGAGGAGUGAGGAAGGGGAGAUGAAUCAGAGGCUCCGUGACGUGGGGUCGCCCCUCGCCGUGGCAAGGAGUUUGCAUUUAUUGCAGUGUAAGGAAAGCCACUGGGGGGUUGACAGAGGAGUGACACGAGCUGAUGUGUGUUUUUAAAGACCACUCAAACUGUGGUGUACAGAACUGACUGUAUUUGAAUCCAGAGCUCAAGCUCUUAAUCAAUACACAAAAAAAUACAGCUGGGGAAUGAUAACUGUUCUACGAGAAGGUUCAGAAAAAGGAGUGAUGACCCCUGUUGGAGAAUUUCAGGGAAAUCUAGGUGGGACCUGACUAUGGACUGUGCCUGGAGCAUAGACCGUAUCUGGGGGGAGAGUGGGGAUAACGCUGAAGAUGAGAUCAGGCCACGUCUCGGGGGCCUUAAAUACCAGGCUAAGGAGUGUGGACUUUCCCAGGCAGUAGGGAGACACUGCAGCUUCUGAGCAGGUGAGAGACAUGCCGAUAGUAUGCUGUGGUGCUAUGCAACAUGUGCCCAGCAGUAGUGUCUGUGAUCUGCAAAGUGGUAAGAUUGACAUUAUAUUCUGAAUUGAAUGAAGAGACCAGUUAGAUGCCAGGGUGGUCCAGGUGAAAAACAAUGGGAGUUGUCAUCCAAGUGGCAACUAUGGGACCAUCAAGAAGGUAAAGUGAGCAACUUUAGCGGGACAGGAUAGAUUGUGUUGGGGGGCAUGGACGAAGGGAAAGGCUAGAAGCAAAGAUGACUGAAGUUUGGGGUUUGAGUGACCAGAACAUCUCCUGGCAACAUGGAAUGGCUUGAAUUAUAUAAAUAUAUAAAAAUAAAAAUAGGCUCACUAUUUUAAAAAGCCAUUAAUUCAGUAUCUGAUAUUUCUGUGGUUAAUCAUAUUUUUGUGGUUUUUAGGGUGCUUUCUAAAUAUUACAUGAAUAAAUCUUUUUUAAAAUGAGUUUAGUAAUCUCCAUUAUAGAAACGGCACAUAUCCUUUAAUAUAAAGUUUGGAAAAUACAGAAAAGUGGUGAGAAGAAAAGGCUUUUAAAUCACCCCAAGUUCUUCCCAUCAUAUACCUAGUGUCACGAUUGUUACAUCUGCCAAUCCACGUGUACGUAGUUGUUUUGGGCCUCAGGAAAGUUGAGUUUAGCUCACUCCUUAGUUCAUGGCAUGCUACCAUCUUUAGUCAAUACAAAGCUCCUCUUCGAGUUUUAUCUUAAUUUUUAGUAAAUAAAGGAAUAUUUGUGGAGACACGUGAAAAGGACAACUGAGCUCUAUCUAAAUAAAGGCCUAUCAGAUACGAUGUUUACAUGUGAUAUUCAUUCCCCUUUAGACAGAAAGGUGUGUCAUGGGAAAGGGUACCGUUCUUGCUUUAGAACAGUGGUCAUGAUCUCUUAGUGCUAACUGUUCACAGAAGAAGGAGAAGUCAUUACAUAACCAGUCCCUGAGGCCUUGGGUUCUGCGGAUCCUCUAUGAAGUUCAGAAAAAAGUGUCUCUUUUUAAUCUGCAGAUGGACAUAAGUGGGUUAAUUCCUGGUCUCGUGUCUACAUUCAUGCUUCUGUCUCAUAGUGACCACGGAGGACGAAAAUUCCCUUUGAUUUUGUCUUCUGUUGGUGCUCUUGCAAACAGUGCUUGGCUCUGUUUGCUUUCCUAUUUUGCCUUUCCAAUCCAGCUUUUGAUUGCAUCUACCUUUUUGGUUGCACUUUGUGGCAAUUACACCACACUUCUGGGAGCCUCUUUUGCCUACAUAGUUGAUCAAUGUAAAGAAAAGAAACAAAGAACAAUUCGAAUAGCUAUAAUUGACUUCCUGCUUGGAAUUGUCACUGGAUUAACAGGACUGUCUUCUGGCUAUUUUAUUAGAGAACUAGGUUUUGUGUGGUCGUUUUUAAUUGCUACUAUGGCUCUUACUGUUAACUUGAUUUAUAUUUUAUUCUUUCUUGAGGAUUCGAUGAAAGAGCCUUCAUCUCAGAAUGUUUCUGUAUCAUGGACUGAAGGCUUUAAAAACUUAUUUUACCGAACUUACAUGCUUUUUAAAAAUAAUUCUGGUGAGCAACGAUCUUUGCUCUGUUUGUUGCUUUUUACAAUGAUCACUUAUUUUUUCGUGACAGCUGGCAUUUCCCCCAUUUUUAUCCUUUAUGAAUUGGAUUCACCGCUCUGCUGGGAUGAAGUUUUAAUAGGUUAUGGAUCAGCGUUGGGUAGUGUCUCUUUUUUCAGCAGUUUCCUAGGAAUAUGGCUUUUUUCUUAUUGUAUGGAAGAUAUUCACAUGGCCUUCAUUGGAAUUUUUACCACCAUGGUAGGAAUGGCUAUGACUGCUUUUGCCAGAACAACAUUGAUGAUGUUUUUAGUCAGGCUGCCAUUCCUUUUCACUGUUGUGCCAUUCUCUGUUCUACGGUCCAUGAUAUCAAAAGUGGUUCGUUCUACUGAACAAGGCACCAUGUUUGCUUGUCUCGCUUUCUUAGAAACACUUGGCGGAAUCACUGCAGUUUCUACUUUCAACGGAAUUUAUUCAGCCACUGUUGCUUGGUACAAAGGCUUCGUCUUUCUGCUCUCCGCUGUUUUAUUACUAAUUCCAGCCAUCAGUCUAUGUGCUGUCAAGUGCAUCAGCAGGAAUGCGGGAAGCUAUGUCCUUCUUAUACAAGAAGAAUCCAGCGAAGACACUUCAGACAGAUGAUUAAUUGUGAAUAAAAAAAAUCCAAAUGCUCAUAUCAUAUACUCUUGACUUCUGAAGGAUAUAAACUAGCUCCACAAUCAGUACUUCAUGAAUAAUCAAUGCUGCAAGUCCUUUCUUCUAAACUAAACAGUCAGAAAUAGUUGCUGAUCUAGCUUCUUACAGCACCGUGCACUUUGAGCACUUUAUGAAGACCACGUGACAUAUUCCCAGUAGAUAAAAGAACAAAUCUCAAGACACCUCCCACUUUGGGAUUUACCAAAGAAACUGAAACUUAUCGGUAUAAAAUGGGACUAAGAAAUCUGAUACAAUCAAAAGCAAUAAUCUCCCUGAUAUACUCCAGUCUCUCACAUUAAGACCAAGAAGAACUCUUUGUCUGACUCAGUUUCUUCAUCUGCAAAAUGACUUUUUGACCCCUCUCAAAGAUUUUGAAGGCAUAACUGUUGAAAAUUAUGAUGUCAGUCGCUUAUAGAAGAAUGAUAGAAGUUUCAAGUAUUCAUAAUAUAAUUUUUUCUACUUGGGUAAUGCUUUGUUUUUUAGAGCCCAUCAAGGUGUUAGUGAUAGUCAAAGCUCUCAGUAGCUGCAAUAUCCUUCAAAGGGAAGCACUUUAAUGAAUACAUUUUCACUUUUCCUAAUAUGUUUCAUCAGUGACAGGCAUGAUAAUAUUUCCAUAAGUAACACAGGGGUGACUGAAAAAAGAGAUUACAAAUAGUUCCUACAGAAAUGUAAAAACUGAGUAAACAGGCAAUCAUGAUGUAAAGUAACUAGUACUUAUAGAGUCAAUAUUCACUCCUUCUUUCUGUCAAAGGGUAUCCAUCUCUUACUGCCUUAUACUCAUCCUGGGACCACCAUGGUCCCUGAAAACACCGCAUCCUCUCCUGCCUCCUGUCUGCACACAAGGUUCCACUGGGCCUUCUUCCCUCCCUACGUUGAAACUUUUAAGUCUCAGCCAAGGCAUUGCUUCCGCUUCCUCCGUGUCCCUUCCGAACAUUUCUACCCUCCCCUCCUGCCCACCUCCACCCCCCCACCCCCGUCCCUGCAGGGCCCCCACAGCUCUCUGGGUACUGCCAUCCAAGCAUUUUCCCUUGUCUUGUAAUGUUUGUUCCCCUACUUGACAAUGAGCACCUUGAGGACAGGGACAAUCUUUGAUUCCUCAUUAUAUCCACAAUAAAAUUUGAAUUAAAUGAA
Lagenorhynchus albirostris (white-beaked dolphin) is the source of this 4399-nucleotide messenger RNA. RefSeq names its product solute carrier family 46 member 3 (gene SLC46A3). Lineage: Eukaryota; Metazoa; Chordata; Mammalia; Artiodactyla; Delphinidae. Gene Ontology annotation, molecular function: transmembrane transporter activity. Gene Ontology annotation, biological process: vacuolar transmembrane transport. Bases 2054 to 3214 code for a protein of 386 amino acids. The transcript is spliced from 5 exons. Gene Ontology annotation, cellular component: lysosomal membrane. The record is from RefSeq and is a predicted model, not a curated record.